Lampris incognitus (smalleye Pacific opah) is the source of this 2286-nucleotide messenger RNA. It is a transcript of the gene gpn2, whose product is annotated as GPN-loop GTPase 2. Lineage: Eukaryota; Metazoa; Chordata; Actinopteri; Lampriformes; Lampridae. Gene Ontology annotation, molecular function: GTPase activity. Gene Ontology annotation, cellular component: cytoplasm. The transcript is spliced from 5 exons. The coding region runs from base 384 to 1325 and encodes 313 amino acids. The record is from RefSeq and is a predicted model, not a curated record.
GCAGCCGGCUCUCGGGUGUAUUCUGAUAGUUAACUUUGUAGGUUUGAUUUUAUUAAUAGUGCGUAGCAAUAAAACAGACACGACGUAGCGUUUAUUUAUCGUCUUUAAAAUAACAUAGCGUAACUCACCAGUUUAACAAACCGCGCUUAAAGUGGUUAGCAAGGUAAGUUAACGAGGUUGCGCCAUUAAAACAGAACUACCCAGUUUCUUUCUGCAUCGGCUGUCAUGUUGACCUGACUGUUAGAAAGCAACGGCAGUGCUUUGCUGCCGUCUCUUGGAGGUUUUUUUUUUAAGAGACACCAGCAGAUAUAAAGGCAUCCUUGUUAGCCCUUUUGAACAUCAAGCUUUUGCCUUCUCUGUGAGUGAACCAGGCAGCGUGCACUAUGUCCGGCCAGGCGGCGGGAUGCCGGCCCCUACGUUUCGGACAGGUGGUCAUAGGACCCCCCGGGUCCGGUAAAACCACAUAUUGCCAGGGAAUGCAGGAGUUCAUGUCUCACCUGGGACGCAAAGUGGUCGUAGUGAACAUGGACCCCGCCAACGAGGGCCUGCCAUAUCCCUGUGCCGUGAACAUAUCAGAGCUGGUCACCCUCGAUGACGUGAUGGAGGGCUUGAAGCUGGGGCCAAACGGCGGCCUCCUGUAUUGUAUGGAAUACUUGGAGGCAAAUCUGCACUGGUUGGAGAGUAAGAUGAAGCAGCACAGUGACUGUUACUUCCUGUUCGACUGCCCUGGACAGGUGGAGCUCUACACUCACCAGAGUUCUGUCAAAAACAUCUUCUCGCAGUUGGACAAGUGGAAUUUCAGGCUGGCUGCAGUGCACCUUGUGGAUUCACAUUACUGUGCAGACCCAGCCAAGUUUAUCUCAGUGCUGUGCACAUCCCUGUCCACAAUGCUGCAUGUGGAGCUUCCUCAUAUCAAUGUCCUCUCCAAGAUGGACCUGAUUGAGCAGUAUGGCAAACUGGCCUUCAAUCUGGACUUUUACACGGAGGUGAUGGACCUGACUUAUCUUCUGGAUCACCUAGCUGCAGACCCCUUCUUCAAGAAAUUCCACCAACUUAAUGAGAAAUUGGCUGAGGUCAUUCAAGAUUACAGCCUUGUCUCAUUUGUUCCUCUAAAUGUGCAGGACAAAGAGAGCAUGACUCAGGUCUUACGGGCAGUGGACAAGGCCAAUGGCUACUGCUUUGGAGACCUGGAGGAGAGGAAUCUGCAGGCCAUGAUGUCAGCUGCUGUGGGGGCAGACUUCCAGUUUAACUCGACUCUGGGAGUGCAAGAGAGGUAUGUUGAAACAGGUGAAAAGACCAUGGAGGAGGAAGUGAUGGACCUGUGAAUUACAAAAUUCAAAUGAAUGCACAUAAGAGAGGCCUUUUUAGCUUUGGUUUUACCAGAGGAUUCUUGGCAACACUCUUCCGAAUCAACCAGAAUUUCUCAAGAGUUUGUACAAAAAGCUUUGAGGAGAUGGGGAACCAAAUUCAGGCACUGCGGGCCCUUAAAGGCUACACCAGACCUUGUAAAAAAAUAACAGUAAAGCACAUGCUGUCCUUUUUUCCUGACUGAAUAAGCCAACAAAGUACACCCAAGACAGAAGGGCAUGGCUUCCAAUUUUUCUACCAUGGUCCUCAGAUGAGAGCAUGGAUAUGGUCGAUAAAACACAACACAUUUUGAUUAAAAAAAAAAAGACAGAUUUACAGUUGUAAAGCUAAGUUAUUGUUUAAUCAGGGCCAAUAUUUUCAAGUCGGCUCAAAGGAAGUAAACCCCCCCUUUUUCUCCCCAGUUGUAUCCGGCCAAUUACCCCACUCUUCCGAGCCGUCCCAGUCGCUGCUCCACCUCCUCUGCUGAUCUGGGGAGGGCUGCAGACUACCACAUGCCUCCUCUGAUACAUGUGGAGUCACCAGCUGCUUCUUUUCACCUGACAGUGAGGAGUUUCGCCAGGGGGAUGUAGUGCAUGGGAGGAUCACGCUAUUCCCCCCAGUUCCCCCUCCCCCCUGAACAGGCACCCCGACCAACCAGAGGAGGCGCUAGUGCAGCGACCAGGACACAUACCUACAUCCGGUUUCCCACCCACAGACACGGUCAGUGUCAGUAGGGAUGCCCGACCAAGCCGGAGGUAACACAAGGAUUCGAAAUGGCGAUCCCUGUGUUGGUAGGCAACAGAAUAGACCGCUGCGCUACCCGGAUGCCCCUAGGAAGUAUAUUCAUAUGGCCCACAACCUGGUUAAUAUAAAAUGACACCAUGUUGCUUGUGAAUAUAGUCAGUGCUUUUUUUUUUAGCUUACAAAAACCUAUAUUGU